Meloidogyne enterolobii is the source of this 658-nucleotide messenger RNA. The record is from the annotation of a GenBank genome assembly. Lineage: Eukaryota; Metazoa; Nematoda; Chromadorea; Rhabditida; Meloidogynidae.
UUGUGGGCUGCAAGGCCCAAAUUAUUUUUGCUUCAACAAAAGAUUUUUUAGAAACCUUCCAAAAAUGAUCAACCUUCUCCCCCUUCUUUUAAUUAUUUCCAUAAUUUCGUUUUCUUCUGCCUCUCCACGUCUUCAAGGUCCCCCACCUCAAGGAAAAGGAGGAAAGGAUGACAAGUUUGGCGGCCACCAUCAACCACCUCAUUUCUAUGGAGGCGGAAAGCGCUUGCCGUAUCCCGCUCCAGGCCCUCCCCUCGAUUUUGUACUUGAAGCUAGUGAAAAGGCUAGAGAGGGGUAUUUUAAAAUGUUGGCUGAGAGUGAAGAUAAGCCUAAGAAGGCAAUUAAGGAGGCUAUUGUUAAAUGGGCUGAGGCUAACGAUCUAAAGAAAAUAUAUGAGGAAUCAACAAGUGAACAUUACAAGAAGCGCAAGGCUUUCCAUGAUGUGGUUGUUGAGAAUCUGGCCGGAAAAGCUUUGGAGGCGUUUAAAAAGAUUUGGGACAUCACCCAAGCUGAUCAACUCACCCGAGGAGAGGAAUGCCAACAAAUCAAUGCCGUUCUCUCAGAAUUAAAAACAAAAAUUCGCCACAUGGUUCCUUUGGUUAGUCCACAAAUAAGUGGACCUCCUUCCCAGCGUUGUUUUGAACCUCAAGAAGAAUUUUGA